AUGCUUCCUAAUAAUGUUUAUGAUACGUCAAGUAAAGUAAUUGCGGUAGUUGCAUCGCCAUGGGUUGUUAUACUAAUUGCUUUGGUAUUCAUAUUUUCACUUUAUGUAUUUUAUUAUCGUCCAAGACUUUAUUAUCCAUAUCCGUCAUAUCCUUCAUCACCAGCUAUAUAUUUUCUGCCUCCUUGGAAAAGAAUUAGGGAUUUUAACCGAAAUCCUAUACAGUAUCUUCUAACUGCUGUUUCUAAAACAUCUCAUUUGGGUAUGAUUUGGAUUGAUGUUGUUAAACCAUAUACAUGCCUUUCAAUUAUUUUACCAUUGGAGUCUUGUGUAGGUAACCAAUUCCUAUUAACAGAUGAGUCUGUAUUAUCUUGGGAUGCUGCAUUACGUCAAAAUUGGCGUCAUAUAUUUAAAGAUUCUAAACAAAUGGGUAAAAUCGAUAAUUUUGGGCGCCGUUCACGUUUUUCUAAAGCAAGUAAUUUAUGUUUAGCACAUGCAUUUUCUCCUUCUCGUACAAAUAUUGGAGGACAUUAUUAUUCAUGUAUUGCAUCAGAGGCACUAGUUGCUUUAAGUCACAAUGCAUCAAAUUCUAUAGAUUUGAGGAGAUUUAUUGAUAGUAUUGUUAGUAGAGCUUUGCUUUCUAUUUUUUUUGGCUCUUAUGAAUCUGACUAUGAGCAUAUAUUACAGCUUAUUAACACUAUUCAUAAAUCUUUGGAAAAAUCUCACUCUUAUGAUUCUAAUGCUUUGAAAGCUAAGAAUGAGUUUAUAAAAGUUAUUUCAGACCUUUUGAUUAAACGGUCCGGUGAUUCUGAAACAUAUAUAAAUAGUUUUGAUUAUGUUCAAUGGUUAUUAACUCGUGGAUCAGAAAAUGAGUUAUCUAUUGAUUUUGCUAUGCUUCAUGAUAAUUUAUUUAAUUUUUCGAAUAAUCAUAGUAUUAUUAAUAUAGAAGAUCAAAAAAAAGAAUGUCUUUUUGAAAUCUUAAAAGUAGACAUACCUGUUCAUCUUCUGGUUUCAUUAUUAUCUACAUGGAUUAUAUGCACUAACACUAUUUUAUGGAUGAUUGUUAAUAGAUAUCGUAUUUCUGAAAAAGAAGCUCCUUUUGAUCCAAAUCCACUUUUUCUUGUGAGACGUGCACGAAAAGAUAUUUUAAUUGGUAAAUUUUUGGUUCCAAAAAAUACGUAUCUUUCUGUUUGUUCUUCUGUUAGUAAUUUGAGUAAUUUUUUUAUGAGUAAAUCAGUUUCUUCUCAGUUCUUUGUUAAUUCUGAAGUUAAUUUAAAACACCAGUCUUUAGAUAAAUUAGCAAUGAGGACUUCUAUGAAUCAUAGUCAAAGAAAUAUUUCGUUUUCUUUUCAAAAGAAUAAAGAUAGUAUAAUAGAAAGUUCUAAUUCUUCUACAAAUUGUCAUUACUCGCAAGAAACUAUUGUUUCUAAUUCGAUAUCAGAGAGCACUUUUUCAACUUCAGAUAUAGGAUAUAUUACGCCUUCACUGGAACACUUUCAAAACUUUAAUAAUGGGACUAAGGAUAGAAUAUACCCUCAUCAGCAUUUGAUUAGGCUUAUUAUUACUACAGUAUCGAAUCAUAUUGCAUCAGCUGUUGUUAUUAAUAAUAAAUUUGCUUUUGAAAAAUUAAGUGUAUUUUAUACUGCGAGACAUUUAUGGUUUCCUAUUCCAUCCCAACCUAUUUUUGUUUCUAUACUACCGGAUGCUUUUGUAAGAUCAAAUAUUGAUUAA
This is a messenger RNA of Pneumocystis jirovecii RU7, 1728 nucleotides long. RefSeq lists its product as uncharacterized. Gene Ontology annotation, molecular function: oxidoreductase activity, acting on paired donors, with incorporation or reduction of molecular oxygen; heme binding; monooxygenase activity. NCBI's taxonomy places the organism in Eukaryota, Fungi, Ascomycota, Pneumocystomycetes, Pneumocystales, Pneumocystaceae. The transcript is spliced from 2 exons. The coding region runs from base 1 to 1728 and encodes 575 amino acids. The record is from RefSeq and is a predicted model, not a curated record.